AUGGAUCCAGUUAAUUCCACUAAUAAAGAUGAUGCAUCAGUAUAAGCAAGGGCAAGGAGGAGAAGGAAUGAUCAAAGUAGCAGGGAUUACACAUGCGGGUGUGGGAAGAGCUAUUUGAGUUAUCCCGCACUAUAUACACAUUUGAAGUAUUGCAACUUGUAUAUGGGGAGACAAAAACAUCAGGGAAGUCCUCCUCAAGGUACAACCUAACCUAAUAAUAUGAAUCCUAAAGCAAAUAGGGGCAGACCUAAGAGAUUGGAUGAAAACGACUUGAAGGAAGGAAAAUCAGACGACGAAAGAUCAAUCAGCAUUAAUGAACCAGAUGAAACUAUUGAAUAAGUCCUCCUCUUUUUAGAUAGUAUUGGCAAUUUUAGAUCUGGCACCAAAUAUGAGAAAGAGGAAGAAAAAUAACUUUAUUUAUUGAAUAGCUUUCCCAAAGACUAUUUUAUUAGUAAUCAGGAUUAUUAAUCCAUCUAUAAUAAUAUCAAGGACAUUACAAAUGAAAGAGUAAAAAAUCCAGAUCAGGAUCCUCUCAUGAAGGAGGAAAUUGAUAAAGACAAAAACAUCAAGAAAACGUAAAUCAGUAAAAUAUUGGCCUAUUUUCUUGUGGCUAUUGGUCCUUUAUUGAAUGAAGAUGCUUAUAAGGAAAUCGCGACCUUCAUUGUUUUAUUCUCUAUUGCACUUAAUGAAACGGGUUAUCAGGCUCUCUAAAAUUAUGAGUAGGAAUAAUAUCAGCAGGGAGAUACUGAUAAAAAAACUUAAUCACUAGUUAAACAAGACUAAAAUAUGAAUGCAGCAUAUUGCGAGGAAUAAAAUGGUGAACACAUCUUAUUAAUAACAAAUGAAUUUAUAUUGUCAUUUUUACCCUAGAACUUUCCUAAAUUGGGGAAUAUUGAAAAAACAUUCAGGAUAUUCGGUAGUCCAGAUGAAAAACUAAAAAAUGCUGUUUAUGUUACUUAACAUUUAUCUUAUUGGUUGUAUGCUAUGAAAUUUACUAACUCAAGAUUAGCUCUAUAUACGGAUGAUGAUUAAUGA
Paramecium tetraurelia is the source of this 1035-nucleotide messenger RNA. RefSeq lists its product as uncharacterized. Lineage: Eukaryota; Ciliophora; Oligohymenophorea; Peniculida; Parameciidae. The transcript has 6 exons. The record is from RefSeq and is a predicted model, not a curated record.